UGAUAACAGAUGUUGAUAUGUUUUUUUGGUUAUUAAAGGUAAAUGAUUGUUUUAAUUCUGUUAGUUCUACCAUAUACUGUAAUAUGUUCAUUGGGUGAAAAAGAGACAAUAUUUGUGAGAUGUGUAGAGAAGUGCCUUAAGAGUGAGGCUCAAAAAAAGGAUCAUAGUUGGUUUCAAUGGGAGUUAAAUCGAGAAUGUCAGUACAACUGUAUGAUGAUCAUUACCAAAGCUAAGGAAAAAAACAAAAUGCCAAUAUAUCAGUAUUUUGGAAAGUGGCCCUUCUAUCGCUUCAUGGGGCUGCAAGAACCAGCUGCCGUAAUAUUUUCUGUAAUGAACUGUUUUGCUCAUAUCCACUGUUGGUUUAUAUACAAAGGUUCUGUAAAAAAAAGUUUUGAAUUUUACAAAAUUACACAAAUUAAUAAUUUGGUAAAUAUAUUUGCCUGGGUGUGUGCAGCAAUUUUUCAUGCCAAAGAUACAAUAUUAACAGAGAGAUUAGAUUACUUCGGUGCAUCAUUGAUUAUGAGCUUCUCAAUUUUGUUAAGUGUUGCAAGAUUUUCUGGAAUUCAUCACAAAUUAACAUACACAUCAGGAUUGGUUCUACUUCUUAUUUUGUUUUAUCAUACAUACACUAUGAACUUCAUAGAGUUUGAUUAUAGCCAUAAUAUGAGGGUAAUGAUAAUUCUUGGUUUAGUUAAUAUAUCAUUUUGGAUGGUCUGGUGUUUUAAGCAUUCUUAUCGUUAUUAUGUUUGGAAAUGUGUUUUAACAAUGGUUGGAACUUUUUUAUUUGCAUCUUUAGAGUUAUGGGAUUUUCCACCAAUAUUUUAUACCUUCGAUGCACAUUCUUUGUGGCAUUUAUCAACUGUGCCUCUUACUUAUUUAUGGUAUAGAUUUCUCUAUGAUGAUGCUUGUUAUGAACUUUACGAAAGGUUUAAACUUGCAUGAAACUUGCACGAAACUUGUACGAAACUUAAUGCUUAAAACAUUGCACAAUUUAUAUGUUUAGUUAUGAUUAUAAAAAUUUUUCCAGUUUGGUGAAUUUUUACAGUUCAGUGAAUUUUUGCAGUUAGGUGAAUUUUUUCAAGUUUUAUAGU
Messenger RNA from Hydra vulgaris (swiftwater hydra), 1091 nucleotides. Its product is annotated as post-GPI attachment to proteins factor 3. Gene Ontology annotation, molecular function: hydrolase activity, acting on ester bonds. Gene Ontology annotation, biological process: GPI anchor biosynthetic process. Gene Ontology annotation, cellular component: endoplasmic reticulum membrane. The record is from RefSeq and is a predicted model, not a curated record. NCBI's taxonomy places the organism in Eukaryota, Metazoa, Cnidaria, Hydrozoa, Anthoathecata, Hydridae.